AUGGCCAACAUGUCCCCUCUUAGAGGUUAUAUCACAUCUUAUCCACCGCGAGUGCGGCAAUAUGCGAACGCGCUCUUCACGCCCAUCAUUCCUCAGACCCAAGUUGGCCCGACGCCGCGGACCACAAAACGAGGAACUGCAGCCAUCAAUUACGCAGAGGAUGGCUUCGACGAUGACGACUUUGAUGAUAGUGAGGGUCCUCGGAGGCCUACGGGGCUGAGGAGUCUUCGACGAGAGGAAUCCUCCUUCGACAAGGUAGCGCUAGCAGAAAAAUUAGGCAAGGAAAUCCACGCCCCGGUGGAGGUUCAAGGGGUAUUCCGAGAUUGGAUGAUCAAGAGAAUGCUACGGCCAGCGUGUGCCGACCAAUUGCAAAUACAAGCGCAACUCCCUCUGACACUUAUACCCAUUCGAAUCGACCUCGAGGUCCCAGCGCAUCAGCCGUCAGAGCCUUUUGCGAUCCCUCGGAAUGUGCUUGACCCGGCGAUCAACCCUACAUUGCCUGCCUAUAGGAAACCAGACCCACUGCCUGCUUUUCGGAUCAAGGAUACUUUUAUGUGGAAUCUUCAUGAGGCCCUCGCAACUCCUGAGGAGUUUGCUCUCGGGUUCGUUCGCGACAUGGACCUUCCCAACCAGCAGGCGAUGACCGUUGCCAUUGCUACACAGAUCCGCCAACAAUUAGAGGAAUAUGCUGGUGUCGCGCUGCAUCCACUGUUUCAGAGCGCAGCUCCGAAGCCUGCAGCCCCGCAAGCAGGGCUAUCGCGAGACGUGUCUUCCACCCCCGCGCCCGUGCAUGCCACAACUCCAGACAGCAGGGGCAACACUGUGACCGCGACAAAGGAACCUCUAGUAAACGACAGCAUUUUGAACCCAGACGACGCGUAUAGAUGCAUGAUCCAUUUAAAUAUCAACCUGCAGAACAAACUGUAUACAGACAAGUUUGAGUGGUCGCUUCUACAUCCUCCAGGAAUGGCGGAGGAAUUUGCACAGAUUACGUGUGCGGACCUUGGCUUAGGAGGUGAAUGGGUUGGAGCUAUUGCACACGGAAUAUACGAAGCAGUAUUAAAGUUGAAGAAGGAGGUCUGCGAAAGUGGUGGGCUCAUUAGUGGUCUGGGCAGCUACGGGAAUGAGAUUGAUAACCAAGCAGCUAACGGCGCUGAGGCGGGCUGGCGGUAUGAUCCUGAGGGUCUAGGCGAUGAGUGGGAGCCCAAGGUGGAAACAUUGUCGAAGGAGGAGAUUGAGAAGCGCGAGGGAGACCGCGAGCGACAGAUUCGACGGUUACGUCGAGAAACGGCCCGGUUCUCUUCAACCGCUGGUAUCACACCAGAGGUUUCGCGGCAAGGGAGCGGUUUCUUUGACGUUGAUAGUGAGACACCGCUGGGAAGAGGCGAGCGAAAUAAGCGGAAGAGGCGCUUCCGGAGUCUCAGCCCGCUGGGCAGGGGAGGGACACCAGGUGGACGAGGCACGCCGGACACUGGGUCCGGUGCUGGGUAUGGUGGAGGCGGUGGCACAUUAUCCGACUGGUUCGUGUCUUUUCUCUUCUUGUUUAUUCCUACACUGACGAAAUCAGGGAACGGCAAAACUGGCGAUGCAGUAACUGCAUGGUUUGGGGCUCCGCGGUGUGGGCUGUACGAGACGGGCCAGCUGGUCCUAGGACACUUUGUCACAACUGUGGCCUUCUUUACGAGCGAGACAAGGUCGUUCCCGAAUGGUCUAGGGAUCUGCACCGUCACGACAUACCUGUUGGCCGGGGGUGAACAAACGGCAGUUAAACUAUUCGAUAGAAGCCACGACACCUACAUCUUUUAA
Molecule: messenger RNA, 1806 nt
Organism: Aspergillus calidoustus
Lineage: Eukaryota; Fungi; Ascomycota; Eurotiomycetes; Eurotiales; Aspergillaceae
Source: the annotation of a GenBank genome assembly